Molecule: messenger RNA, 1417 nt
Organism: Fomitopsis serialis
Lineage: Eukaryota; Fungi; Basidiomycota; Agaricomycetes; Polyporales; Fomitopsidaceae
Product: aspartic peptidase domain-containing protein
Exons: 4
Coding region: 58-1200 (380 amino acids)
Biological process (GO): proteolysis
Molecular function (GO): aspartic-type endopeptidase activity
Source: RefSeq, a predicted model, not a curated record
GUCAUCCUUGAUACGGGCUCAUCGUAUGUAUCACGCCCGUCUGGGUUCCCGCUUGUGAUGUUGACGCGGCCUCUCAGCGACCUCUGGGUGGCUUCGUCCGAAGGAGGCUUAACAAGCCUGUCUACCAUACCGAGUGGCGUUGCGACGUUCAACACAUCAGCUUCGUCCUCCUUUGCUUCCUUGAACGAGUCGUUCUCGAUCACGUACGGGUCGGGCAGCGCUCUGGGCUCACUUGCCCGGGACACCGUCAGGAUGGCAGGCUUCGCCAUCACUGCCCAGACAUUCGCAGUAGUGGACGAGAUUACACAGGGGGUGCUUACGAGCCCAAUAUCCGGCCUUCUCGGGCUCGGGUGGCAACAGCUCUCAGCGUCCGGCGCGACGCCGUUCUGGGAGGCACUUGCCCAGUCGAACAACACGCUGAGCGACAAGGUGUUCGGCAUCCAGCUCGCGCGCUAUGGCAACGAUUCCAACGCGGAGUCGCAAGAACCCGGGGGGACAUUCACACUGGGUGCGGUGAACGAGAGCUUGUUUACGGGUGACAUUGAGUACCAGGAUGUCCCCCAAGUGGGCUAUUGGCUGCAGGAGAUCAGUGGUUUGACAGUCCAGGGGACGUCGAUCAGCCUGCAGUCUGGGUCCGCGUCGUACGGCGCCAUAGACACCGGCACGACGCUUGUAGCUGGGCCUUCCGAUGUCAUCGAGGAAAUCUACGCGGCAAUACCAGGGAGUACCGCGGACAGCAGCGGUUAUUACACCUACCCUUGCUCGACUAAGGUCCACGUAACGCUGCAGUUCGGGAAUAGCUCGAGGACGUGGGCUAUAUCCCCCGACGACUUCGCGUACACUACCGUGGACUCUACGGGGAACAACUGCAUUGGCGCCUUCGUCGUGAACACCAGCGGCGGCACGGCCCCACCCUGGAUCAUCGGGGACACAUUCUUGAAGAACGUGUAUUCCGCGUUCCGACAUGACCCGCCGUCUGUCGGCUUUGCGACGCUCUCGUCGGAGGCGGUCGCGAUGAACGGUGCGGCCGGCGACCCACCGAGCCCGACGAUUGGCUCUGUUGCUGCUGCUGUCGGCUCGACGAGCAGCGUCGACUCUGGAUUGAACGGCACUAACAGCAAUAGCGCGGACGUUUCCGUGCGGUGGAGUGCGUGUUUGGUGGUCGCGGGUGUGACGGCGGGUUUAGUACUGACUUUCUAAUCUACGAUUUGCUGUAUUCGAGGGGGUACUGGAUUGCUGAAGCUUAAGUACGAGCGAUGUAUUAGUGUAAUUUGGGAUGCGUCCGUCGUGGCUCGGUGUCGGAUGGAAUUGGUCGCGCCUUUUGAUACUGGGAUAGGCUUUUAAGGCAGCUGGGUCACUCAGGCAAGGUAUGUCACUCACCAGACAGGCCUUAACGUCCCUAUCCCUCGACUCUAUC